This is a messenger RNA of Theobroma cacao (cacao), 2510 nucleotides long. RefSeq names its product putative L-type lectin-domain containing receptor kinase S.5. Gene Ontology annotation, molecular function: ATP binding; protein kinase activity; carbohydrate binding. Gene Ontology annotation, biological process: protein phosphorylation. The record is from RefSeq and is a predicted model, not a curated record. NCBI's taxonomy places the organism in Eukaryota, Viridiplantae, Streptophyta, Magnoliopsida, Malvales, Malvaceae.
AGUUCCAAUCGAUAAGACCAAAAGCCUAUUCAAAUCAUCUCUCUUUCUUGGAUGGGGCAUUUUGUAUUAUAUUAUACAUAAAAGAAAAGAAAAAACGAAAUAGUGAGACAGAGACUGGCCGAAGCAUUGUCAAAAGGUUCUUGGUUGAUGUUUGCAGCAUCUUCCUUCUUCAUUGUAUUGGGUUUGGCUGUUCAGCCGCUAUAGUUUGUGAAAAUGAGGGGUCAAGUGGUAUGGCUUAUUGGGGUCAUCAUCUUCCAUUUGAUGGUGGCUAUGGCAGAUACCCAGAUGUUGAAAACAUCAGACUUCCAUUAUGGGCCAUUUGACAGUUCCUACUACAACUUUUUCGCAGUUAUACAGCCAGCUACAAUCAGCAAUGGUGCCCUUCAAGUUACCCCUGAUUCCAUUGGUAAUUUCAGUCUCAGCAACAGGUCUGGUAGAAUUUUCUUGAAUCAAACUUUUAAGCUCUGGGAUGGAGAUCCCAAGAAAAUUGCGAUUCCUACUGUGGCUUCAUUUAAUACGUCCUUUCUUAUCAAUGUUUUUCGAGUCAAUAACUCUGUUCCUGGAGAAGGUGUUACUUUCUUGAUUGCCCCUGACCUCAUCCUUCCUCCUGGUAGUUCUGGUCAAUAUCUCGGAUUGACAAACAGAUCCACCGAUGGCCUUUCCUCCAACCAACUUGUAGCUAUCGAACUCGACACUUUUAAACAAGAUUUUGAUCCAGAUGACAACCAUAUUGGUCUAAACAUCAACAGUGUUCGGUCUAAUAAGACUGUGUCUUUGUCCGAAUUUGACAUCCAAAUUGCUCCAAAUGGUACCAAGUUUUACGUGGUGUGGAUCCAAUAUGAUGGUAAAAACAAGUCGAUACAGGUUUACAUGGCAGAGCAGGAGGAGCAGACCUCCCCGACACCUUCCAGGCCCUCCAAGCCAGUCCUGAGUGCUGAUCUUGAUCUCAGCAGUCUUGUCAAACAAAAAUCCUAUUUGGGGUUUUCAGCAUCAACAGGGAGCAAUGUUCAGCUUAACUGUGUGCUUAGAUGGAACUUGACAAUAGAGGUGCUUCCUGAUGGGAACGACGGAGAACAUUCGCUCAAAAUUGGAUUGGCCAUUGGAGUUCCAUUAGUGGUACUUUUACUGCUUGGAAUUGGAGGGUUGACUUAUUAUUGGUACAAGAAACGGAGGGCCAGAUCUGAUCCUAACAUAUUGGGAGCACUCAAGAGUCUUCCAGGAACUCCCAGGGAAUUCCGGUUUAGAGAUCUGAAAAAGGCUACCAACAAUUUUGAUGAUAAACAUAAGUUGGGUCAGGGAGGAUUUGGGGUGGUCUAUAGAGGGCUGCUGCAGAAGGAGAAUCUGGCAAUUGCUGUCAAGAAGUUUUCCAGGGACAUUAAGGGCAAAGAUGAUUUCUUGGCGGAGCUAACUAUCAUCAACCGGCUGCGCCACAAGCAUCUUGUGCGCUUGCUAGGAUGGUGUCACAAGAAUGGUAUGUUGCUUUUAGUAUACGAUUUCAUGCCAAAUGGGAGCUUAGAUACUCAUCUAUUUUGUGGGCCGGAGAAGACAACACUUAAUUGGAAUUUGAGGUACAAAAUCAUAUCAGGAGUAGCAUCAGCUCUUCACUAUCUUCACAAUGAAUAUGACCAAAAAGUAGUGCACCGGGACCUUAAGGCUAGCAAUAUCAUGUUGGAUUCCAAAUUCAAUGCCCGGUUAGGUGAUUUCGGAUUGGCUCGGGCCUUGGAAAACGAGAAGACUUCUUAUGCAGAGCUGGAAGGAGUGCCUGGCACCAUGGGUUACAUUGCUCCUGAGUGCUUCCACACUGCCAAGGCCACCAGGGAGUCUGAUGUUUAUGGCUUUGGGGCAGUGUUGCUAGAAGUGGUUUGUGGGCAGCGUCCAUGGACUAAAAUAGGUGAAUUCCAACUGUUGGUAGAUUGGGUUUGGUGGCUACAUAGAGAAAGGAGGAUACUUGAGGCUGUGGAUGAAAGGUUAGGUGAUGACUAUGUAGUUGAAGAGGCUGAGAGAUUGUUGUUACUUGGUCUAGCAUGUUCACAUCCUAUUGCUAGUGAAAGGCCUAAAACACAGGCAAUCCUUCAGAUUAUAUCGGGGUCCAUGACUGUACCCCAUGUUCCACCCUUCAAGCCUGCUUUUGUUUGGCCAUCUAUGCCACCACCUACCAGUUUCAGCAUCACCUCUAGCAGCAUGACUAACACCGCUGAUAUCACUCCUAUCUCAUCGGGAUGGACUCCACGAUACAUUAGCAGAGAUGUACAAGGUGAAUUCAGUGACAGCAGCUCUCUCAUGUGACAACUAAUAAUGGCUUUGUUGCAACAUGCUUUUGUUAAAAAGGAGAAAACUACUUUUUUUUUUUUUUUUACUAUUUUCUUUAGCUUUUCUUGUAUUGGGAAAGUGAAAAAGUCCAUACUUCUUAGAUUCACAUUAUAUAAGUUCUGAUAAGAGUGGGAAGUCUGAUAUAAUGUUCCAUUUAUUCUUUUCCCUUCCUCUUACUAUUUUAUACUUCAUUUGUUUCU